This is a messenger RNA of Quercus robur (English oak), 1101 nucleotides long. RefSeq lists its product as uncharacterized. Lineage: Eukaryota; Viridiplantae; Streptophyta; Magnoliopsida; Fagales; Fagaceae. The record is from RefSeq and is a predicted model, not a curated record. The transcript is spliced from 3 exons. Bases 1 to 1101 code for a protein of 366 amino acids.
AUGCACCAAAUUAAUUUGAAGAAAUCAGGGGCUAAAGGAGAGAUGGCUCUCAAGCUCGACAUGAGCAAGGCCUAUGACAGGGUGGAAUGGGCAUGCUUAGAUAAGAUAAUGGAGAAAUUGGGGUUUCACUCAAGAUGGAGAAGCUUAAUGAUGCAAUGCAUUUCUUCAGUCACUUAUGUUGUCAGUGUCAAUGGUAAACCUAGUGGCCAUAUUAUUCUGUCCAGUGGGCUCUGCCAAGAUGAUAGUUUAAUUUUCUACAAAGUCACUGUUGAAGAAGGUGAAGCCCUACAAAAAGUACUAUGUACGUAUGAGCAAGCUUCUAACCAACAGCUGAACCGUGCCAAAACUUCUCUGUUUUUCAGCCCUAACAUAGCUAAGGAGAUCCAGGAAGAGAUAAAAGUGAGUUUUGGUACUCAAGUGAUUUGGCAACAUGAGAAGUACCUGGGUCUUCCAUCGUUAGUGGGAAGAAAUAAGAAGAAUACUUUUAAGGAAGUCAAGACAAAGCUAGCUAAGAAGUUGGCAGGUUGGAAGGAAAAGCUAUUGUCUAAAGCUGGGAAGGAAGUUCUGAUAAAAGCAGUGGCCCAAGCUAUCCCGACAUAUGCUGUGAGCUGCUUUAAAAUCCCUGAUUCCCUUUGUGAUGAGAUGACAAUUAUCAUUAGGAAUUUUUGGUGGGGGCAAUGUAAGGAGGAACGGAAAAUGGCAUGGAUCAGUUGGGAGAAACUUUGUGCUCUUAAGGCUUAUUGGGGAAUGGGUUUUAAGCAACUAAAGUGUGAGUUUGUUGAUGCAAGUCUUAGAAAAAAUCCUUCAUUUGCUUGGAGGAGUAUUUUGGUGGCUCAGGAAAUUGUCAGGAAAGGUAGAAGGUGGCAAGUGGGUAAUGGCCAUAGCAUCAUGAUUUGGAAGGAUAAGUGGGUGCCUUCUCCCUUAACUUAUAAGGUUGUAUCUCCUGUCUCAAGCCUACCUGAGGACUCUCGGGUUGCAACCCUCAUAAAUGAAGUGGAUGGUACAUGGAAAAAUGAGUUGGUGCAGCAAGUCUUCCUUCCACAUGAAGCUGACUUAAUCUGUAGCAUUGCUCUAAGUGCUAAUCUGAUAGGGGAUAAGUAA